Molecule: messenger RNA, 546 nt
Organism: Ochlerotatus camptorhynchus
Lineage: Eukaryota; Metazoa; Arthropoda; Insecta; Diptera; Culicidae
Product: histone H4-like
Exons: 3
Coding region: 1-546 (181 amino acids)
Biological process (GO): nucleosome assembly
Cellular component (GO): nucleosome
Molecular function (GO): protein heterodimerization activity; structural constituent of chromatin; DNA binding
Source: RefSeq, a predicted model, not a curated record
AUGCUAAUUUAUCCUCCGAAACCGUACAGAGCCGCUCGAAAGUCCACUGGAGUAAAGGCUCCUCGCAAGCAGUUGGCAACGAAGGCCGCUCGCAAAAGCGCUCCAGCCACCGGAGGAGUAAAGAAGCCUCAACGCUACCGGCCAGGCACCGUCGCCCUGUGUGAGAUCCGUCGUUAUCAGAAAUCGACCGAACUGCUGAUCCGCAAGGUGCCUUUAUUGGUAUCUUCAAACAAAAAGACUGGACGCGGCAAGGGAGGAAAAGGCCUUGGCAAAGGAGGAGCCAAGCGUCAUCGAAAAGUGUUGCGUGACAACAUCCAGGGCAUCACUAAACCUGCAAUCCGUCGUUUGGCUCGUCGUGGUGGAGUGAAGAGAAUAUCCGGUCUCAUCUACGAAAAAACCAGAGGAGUGCUGAAGGUAUUUCUGGAAAACGUUAUUCGUGACGCCGUUACUUACACCGAACAUGCGAAGAGGAAGACUGUCACCGCCAUGGAUGUCGUUUACGCUCUGAAGCGGCAGGGACGUACUCUGUACGGAUUCGGGGGUUAA